This is a messenger RNA of Dreissena polymorpha, 496 nucleotides long. RefSeq lists its product as uncharacterized. Bases 39 to 392 code for a protein of 117 amino acids. The record is from RefSeq and is a predicted model, not a curated record. NCBI's taxonomy places the organism in Eukaryota, Metazoa, Mollusca, Bivalvia, Myida, Dreissenidae. The transcript is spliced from 4 exons.
CUGUAUAUUUAAUGGAAAGUUGCGACUGAUAUAUUUUAAUGUUAAAGGGCGUCAAGAUGAAGCGAAUGUUUAUGUGCGUUGUGCUGUUAGCCGGAUACUGCUUAGCCGUUCCGCAACCAGAUUGCCUUGCGCCCUCUGUGGAAUCAGACGGAUCUACUCCUGCAACAUGCGGAGGUUUUAUUGGCCAACAGUGCCCGUCGCCGACGGACUCCUGCCCGUUGCUUCCGUCGUCGGACUUCGGUUACUGCUGUGUAGGGUGUGGUCGUAACGCACCAUCUCCCACGGUCGCCUGCUACAGUCACCGGGACUGCCGCCGAGGUGAACGCUGCGUGAAACCCGUCAAUAACGGGCUUGCGAGAGGGGUGUGCUGUCGUAAUGACGGAGGUUACUAACACAACGUCUUUGACAUCCGUGUUGUUGUCGAUGGCAAGCCUCGUCGGAGAACCAACGACUUUAUUAACUGAGAUGAAAAAGCAUGAAUUAAAGUUUAUAUUUA